This is a messenger RNA of Homalodisca vitripennis (glassy-winged sharpshooter), 1184 nucleotides long. Its product is annotated as transcription elongation factor 1 homolog. Bases 775 to 1023 code for a protein of 82 amino acids. Gene Ontology annotation, cellular component: transcription elongation factor complex. The record is from RefSeq and is a predicted model, not a curated record. The transcript has 2 exons. Gene Ontology annotation, biological process: transcription elongation by RNA polymerase II. Gene Ontology annotation, molecular function: RNA polymerase II complex binding. Lineage: Eukaryota; Metazoa; Arthropoda; Insecta; Hemiptera; Cicadellidae.
UUAGUUCGUGUAACGACUAGAAACCGCCUGGAACCUGGCGAUUUCUUCAUUUAAUAUACUCUCAAAUAUUCAACAUGGCUGACCAGUGCAGCUUAUUCUCGUAAGCUCUUUAACGGUCAAACAAGAGGUCGGACCUCAAAACCAACAGCAGAAUCGAAAGACAGAAUUAAAUUUUCUACAAGAAAGAACCAGUCACUUUUUUUCGUAUCUCUUACGGUUACGUCACAAAACGGCUUCAAAGUAAAAAUUUUCGUUAAGGCUGGAAAAUCGUGAAAGUUAACUCCCUGGCAUAAUCUAAUCUUGGACUUAACUUAUCACCAAAUUAUUAUUCAAGCAGAAAUUUGAUAACACGUCACUUAAGGGGCCUGGAGGCAUCGUAGCAUAGACGCUUAAAAGUAGCAAAUUCUUAAAAGUGCUAAACGGCGCAGUCUUUUCUCCCAAGUUGAAACAUUUAUAUAAUAUUGAUUAAAAAAAAAUGAGAGGAAAGUUAAAAUAUAAUCGCUGAACUCAUCACUUCAAAUUGCAGACCGUUCUUUGUGAUAGUGGUGGGGGAACCUACCUCUAGCCAUCCCCACUACUGUGACCGGGGAUGACCGCUUUCUACCUGAGGCGGUUGGACCCAGACCCCGUCAGUUGCCCGUUUGUCAGUAUCCAGGUGACAGUGGUUGAGUAGCGUUCUCGUUUUAAAGAAAGUGUACGCUUUAAAGAUAUCUUGUUAUUUUAAGAGUGUAGUUUUUACAGUGUUUUUAUAGAAUUAUAAGGCAGUGUGUCAUCAUGGGCCGACGCAAGAGUAACAGAAAGCCUCCUCCAAAAAGAAAGGCGGUUGUGCCCUUGCCAGUAGAGUUCAACUGCCCAUUCUGCAAUCACGAGGGAUCGUGUGAUGUGACGAUGGAUAGAGGACGUAGAUCUGGGAGGAUAGCGUGUCGAGUUUGUUUCGAGGACUUCCAGACAACCAUCCACUUCUUGACAGAGCCUAUUGACGUCUACAAUGAUUGGAUAGACGCGUGUGAGACUGCCAACUGAAUCCCCACUGCGUAUGCAUUGCGGUAAGAGACCUAAAUUAAAUUAGAUAUAGAUAAUAUUACGGCAAUUAUAAUUUCUGUGAAAUCAACUGUAUAUUUAGUUUGCAACCGUAAAAACAGAGAAAUAGACUUUUACAGCUGAAAAUGAUAUGAAGUUUAAUU